GUAUUUUGGCAGAGGACAACCAUGGUCUCCCCACCAAAGCCCUGGGAGCGCGGUUCAGUCGCAGCUGCACCCUCCCAUUCAUUAUCAACAUCAGCGACUGCACCGACGACGACGACGAUACCAUCAGCACCAUCAGCACCACCCCCCACCCUUCCUUCUUCAUCCCCAUCAGCAUCCUCAUCUGAGCCUCCUUCCAUCCCCGCACGACCAGCAGCGCUAUCUAAUCCCUCCAUGUCGGCGAUGGCAUCACCAUACAACUCGCUUCAGUCGUCAUACAACUCGCCUUAUUCUUCUUAUUCUCGCAUGGGCACAUCUUAUUCCCCCUAUGGAGGAGGAGGAAUGUAUGGUGGUCUCGGAGGCUAUGGUGGUGGCAUGGGCACUUACGGUGGCGGGUAUGGGGGUUAUGGGAUGAACAGCAUGUAUGGAGGCAUGCCUGGUAUGGGUGGUAUGGGCAUGUACCCUGGCGGAAUGGACCCCAACAAUCCAUCACUCACCCAGAGCCUCGAGUCAACAACUCAGCAAACCUUCACAUUGCUGCACUCGAUAGUGCAAACCUUCACUGGUGUCUCACAAAUGCUCGAAUCCACGUUCAUGGCGACUCACAGUUCGUUCUUCGCAAUGGUGGGUGUGGUCGAGCAGUUUGGGCAGCUCAGGAACGCAUUGGGGAGCGUCCUUGGCUUGUUUGGCCUGGUCAGGUGGAUGAAGGACUUAAUUUCUGGACGGGGAAACUCUGCAUCCGGUGGCAUGCAAAACGAGUUCAGGCAGUUCAUUAAUGGAAAGCCUGUACUAGGCCCUGUCGGACCGCCUGCACCGAAACCAAACAAGAAGCCCCUUAUCAUAUUCUUCCUUGCCAUCUUCGGUGUUCCUUAUGCCAUGUCGAAACUCAUCAAAGUCUUGAGUGAACGAGCUCAGCAGCAACAGCAAUUGCAAGGUCAGACAGCUGGCGCUCUGGGUCCCUUGGAUCCUUCAAAACUCCAGUUUGCUCGGGCACUGUAUCCCUUCACACCAUCAACGCCCGCCGAACUUGCAUUAAAAGAGAAUGAAAUUGUAGCCAUCAUGGGAAAAUUGGAUCCUAACACCGGAGCUGAAGUAGAUCCUAGGAUGGAGGUGGAGACUGACUGGUGGAAAGGGCGGACGAGAGAGGGGAGAGAAGGAUGGUUCCCGAGGAAAUGGGUGGAAGUCCUGGCGAGGAGUAAGGUGGAAGAUGCUAAGAAGGUGGAUUGAGAUGAGUUAUAUAUUUUCUUGAUACUUUCGACUUCGCUCUUGGAUAUCACUUUUACCUUAUUCUGUCCUUACUGUCUUUCCUUAUUCUGAUUGUCUUUUUACGAUUAUUUUAUCCUCAGUACUGUGUACAUGCUGGGGAACAUAUCUUGUUGUCACAAGGUCUUACCGGAUGUAAAUGUUGUGGUCUUGAGCAAGUGUCAGUACCUCGUUGAGUAUUUGUACAGUUGAUACAUUGCAACCUUUACGGAAAUGAAAACUCAGUGCACAGUCAUUAAUACUAGUAUGCUUGGAUCAUUCCAAGAAACAUGUCCGCAAAUAUACUGAUAGAUAUCCAG
This is a messenger RNA of Serpula lacrymans var. lacrymans S7.9, 1559 nucleotides long. RefSeq lists its product as uncharacterized. NCBI's taxonomy places the organism in Eukaryota, Fungi, Basidiomycota, Agaricomycetes, Boletales, Serpulaceae. The record is from RefSeq and is a predicted model, not a curated record. Gene Ontology annotation, biological process: protein import into peroxisome matrix, docking. Gene Ontology annotation, cellular component: peroxisome; peroxisomal membrane; peroxisomal importomer complex. Gene Ontology annotation, molecular function: protein binding. The transcript has a single exon. The coding region runs from base 22 to 1224 and encodes 400 amino acids.